AUGAAGGAAGUAAUCAGUGUAGUGCUUCUGUGCUUCGGCUUAGCCUACAAUCUAGCAGUUCUGGCAGACAGUACCGACGAUGCCGCUCCGUCUGGCCGUAUCAUAGAGGGCAAGAGCGUAAUAACUCCGAAAUAUCCUUAUAUGUUGAGCUUGCAUGUUAACGGUAUACACACCUGCGGUGCCCUGGUAGUUACAGCUUCGGCAGCGCUUACGUCCGGCUUUUGUGCGGAACAAAUCUAUAUAUACAAAGAUCUUUCAAAGUUUACUCUUGUUGGAGGUAGCCAUUUAAGAGGAGCAGGUGCUAAGUUUCGAGUGAUCAAAAUCACGUUCCAUUCUGGAUUCGUUCGUGACUUAUGGCCUUACGCAUCUGACUACAACAUAGCAGUGCUUAACGUUCCAACGAAUGCCUUCAGAGGAUACCAAUAUAUAGGCCCAAUAGGUAUCAAUAGCAACCCGAUUCCAGUUAAUACCCCAUGCUUUGUACUCGGCUGGGGAAGGGGUUAUGGUGACCGAUAUGCUGAUUAUCUACAGUACCUUGACGUGACGGUCAUAACGCAAGCCACGUGUACUAGACUAUGGACUAAACUUAUCAAUCAGAAAGUAACUCCAGCAACAAUUUGUGCUAUGGCAACUGGUGCGAGUGGCUGCCCCGGAGACGAAGGUGGACCAUUGGUCUGCGGAGGGAAGCUGGCUGGUAUCGUUUCGUUCGUCGAUCUCAGAUGUGCGAAGUUAAUGCCGAUAGGAUUUACAAGAAUUAGUGAGCCAAGCGUUCGUGAUUUUAUUAAACGAUUCGCUUUGAUUUAA
Anopheles maculipalpis is the source of this 804-nucleotide messenger RNA. Its product is annotated as trypsin delta-like. NCBI's taxonomy places the organism in Eukaryota, Metazoa, Arthropoda, Insecta, Diptera, Culicidae. Gene Ontology annotation, biological process: proteolysis. The transcript has 3 exons. Bases 1 to 804 code for a protein of 267 amino acids. Gene Ontology annotation, molecular function: serine-type endopeptidase activity. The record is from RefSeq and is a predicted model, not a curated record.